AUGGAUGCAAAGCCCCAGAGAAUUCGCGUCCGUGGUGACGAGAAUGCCCCCUUCCCUCUCGCAGCCAACAAGACCCUUACCCAGAAAAACAAAUCCACGCCUGCCUUGUCCACCAUGUUCCAGAACGGCGCUAACAAAGGUGCGGCCAAGCGGGCUGCUUUUGGCGAUGUCAGCAACACGGCCAAACCAAUUGCCGGUCGCGAUGAUAUCUCCCUGGCGGGCAAGAAGCAGACCAAAGGGGCAGAGAAGGCGGCGUUGAUCGUCGAGAAGAAGGCCAGCCUGGCGCAGCCAGCUCAGCGGCCCAUGUCAAUGGCUGGUAUGAAAGGCCUCUUGAACAAUGUUCCCAACGCCAAACCCAUUGAACCUUCCAAGCAAAUCGCCUUGCAGCAGCAAACUGCAAAUGCUAGAAAGAUCUUAAACAAGCGGGCUACAGUAUUCAAAGACGCGUCGGAACCGUCGAACAACAAAUGCGAAAUUACAUCCAAGGAAACCAACACCGAACUCGAGGAAGGGGACAACAAGGCAUCCCUUGCACAGGCGCCCGCAGCUGCGAAGCGGACCACUACGAAGGAGGAAGCUACACACGAAGAACCGAAGCCAGUCCUGGAAGACGCCGAAGAGCAUUCCAUUGUGGACUCUGAGGUGGACGAGGCAGAGAAGGCUUUGCUGGAGGUUGAUGAUGAUCAUUGCAAGGUCCAGGAUCAUAGCGAGGAUCCCAAGCCCCGCGAGCUUCCCGCUGCGCCGGAGGUUCCUGAACCUAACCGUGUCGCGAAGGCUCAUCGUGACUCUGCCUCGACCUCGCAUGCACCAGCACAGUCGGAGCCGGAAGAUUGGGAUGAAGAGGACGAGCAUGAGGAGGAAGAUGGGUAUAUCACUGCUCGCUCCUACCGCUCUCGCGGCGAAAAUACCACCGGGGGUGCCACCACAGUGCUUUUCCCCAAAUUCACCCAGCAAGUCCGACGCGAACUAGCUCUCGCGGAGCAGGUCGUGGAGGCCACACGGACUGAGGAAGACAUUGAAGAUGAAUGGUACGAUACAAGCAUGGUUGCUGAGUACAGCGAGGAGAUUUUCGAAUACAUGAGAGAACAAGAGAUCAAGAUGCUACCCAAUGCUCACUAUAUGGAUAACCAAGCCGAGAUCCAAUGGUCUAUGCGGUCUGUGCUUAUGGACUGGGUCGUGCAGGUCCACUAUCGGUUCUCUUUGCUUCCCGAGACCCUCUUUCUGUGUGUCAACUACAUCGACCGCUUUCUUUCUUGCAAGAUCGUGUCCCUGGGCAAACUUCAGCUUGUGGGUGCCACUGCCAUCUUCAUCGCCGCCAAGUAUGAGGAGAUCAACUGCCCGUCUGUGCAGGAAAUUGUCUACAUGGUAGAUGGAGGAUAUUCCAUGGACGAGAUUCUCAAAGCCGAGCGUUUCAUGUUGAGCAUGUUGCAGUUCGAGCUGGGAUGGCCUGGCCCGAUGAGUUUCCUGCGGAGGAUCAGCAAGGCCGACGACUACGACUUGGAGACGCGCACUCUUGCCAAGUACUUCUUGGAGAUCACCGUCAUGGAUGAGCGUUUUGUCGGAAGCCCCGCGAGCUUCGUUGCCGCUGGCGCUCACUGCCUGGCUAGGCUCAUGCUGCGGAAGGGAACCUGGACUCCCGCCCACGCCCACUAUGCCGGAUACACUUACACGCAGCUACUCCCACUCAUUUCUCUCAUGGUGGAGUGCUGCGAGAACCCUCGCAAGCACCACGGCUCUAUCUACGAGAAAUUUUCUGACAAACGCUACAAGCGCGCUUCUCUGUUCGUUGAGAACGAAAUGAGAAAGGGAUUCAUUGUCCCAGAGCAGGCCAGAGAUAGCUCUUAUUCCGAUCGCAACGCAUCAACCGAACCAGCGCCCUACUGGAAGCGCGCAUAG
Molecule: messenger RNA, 1896 nt
Organism: Aspergillus tubingensis
Lineage: Eukaryota; Fungi; Ascomycota; Eurotiomycetes; Eurotiales; Aspergillaceae
Product: cyclin family protein
Exons: 4
Coding region: 1-1896 (631 amino acids)
Biological process (GO): mitotic cell cycle phase transition; regulation of cyclin-dependent protein serine/threonine kinase activity
Cellular component (GO): centrosome; cytoplasm; cyclin-dependent protein kinase holoenzyme complex
Molecular function (GO): cyclin-dependent protein serine/threonine kinase regulator activity
Source: RefSeq, a predicted model, not a curated record